Messenger RNA from Paramormyrops kingsleyae, 1365 nucleotides. RefSeq names its product uridine phosphorylase 2 (gene upp2). Gene Ontology annotation, molecular function: uridine phosphorylase activity. Lineage: Eukaryota; Metazoa; Chordata; Actinopteri; Osteoglossiformes; Mormyridae. Gene Ontology annotation, cellular component: cytoplasm; cytosol. The record is from RefSeq and is a predicted model, not a curated record. Gene Ontology annotation, biological process: uridine catabolic process; nucleotide catabolic process.
GGGGGCGGAGCCGGAGGUUCAUUGUCCCCAGGACCGUUCGGUGACGUGGGCCAGGUGUGUCAAAGGCUAUAACAGCUCCUCAGUCUGCGGCAGGUCUUUAAGAUCCUCCUCAAGCGCAGACGUGACAGUGGGGUUGCGUACCGAGAGCCAAGACGACGCUUCAUCACUCUGAAAACUGCAGUUAGUCAAAGAUGCCACUAAAACUACUCAAAAGCACGGGGAAUGAGCACAAUGAAUAUACAAAAGACCAGGAGGUGCAUGUGAUGAACCCAUACCUGGACUCCAUGGAAGAAGACAUCCUCUAUCACUUCAGCCUGAGCACAAGAACCCACAACCUGCCGAAAAUGUUCGGAGACACCAAGUUUGUGUGUGUUGGGGGCAGCGCCAGCCGCAUGAAGGCCUUCGCUGAGUUCAUGCACCAGGAGCUGGGUCUGUCCGGGAAUGCCGGCGACAUCCAGGACAUCUGUGCCGGAACAGAUCGCUACUGCAUGUACAAAGUGGGACCUGUGCUGUCAAUCAGUCACGGCAUGGGGGUCCCGUCCAUAUCAAUCAUGCUCCAUGAGCUCAUCAAACUGCUUCACCACGCUCGCUGCCGUGAUGUCAUCCUCUUCCGCAUCGGCACGUCAGGCGGCAUCGGCCUGCCGCCAGGGACGGUGGUGAUCACCGAUAAGGCAGUCGACUCCUUCUUCCAGCCUCAGUUUGAGCAGGUGGUGCUCGGCCAGGUGAUCGUCCGCAGCACGGAGCUGGACAAGGGCCUCGCACAGGAGCUGCUCCGGUGCUCCGGCGAGCUCCCGGCUCUUCCCGCCAUCAUCAGCAACACCAUGUGCACCUUCGACUUCUACGAAGGUCAAGGGCGACUGGAUGGCGCACUCUGUUCUUUCUCCCCCGAGGAGAAGCUGGAGUACCUGCACAAGGCCCACAAGGCCGGGGUGAGGAACAUCGAGAUGGAGUCCACGGUCUUCGCCGCCAUGUGCCACAUCUGUGGCCUCAGAGCGGCGGUCGUCUGCGUGACUCUUCUGGACCGCUUCGAGGGCGACCAGAUCUCCACCCCCCAUGAUGUGCUGCUGGAGUACCAGCAGCGCCCCCAGUGCCUGGUGUCCCACUUCAUAAAGAAGCGCCUGGGUCUCCCCAUCAUGCCGACACCCCCACCCCAGACCUCGCAGGGGAUGUAGGGCUGUGAUGGUAGCAUGAACCUCCUCUGUAAAUAGUGUUAAUAUUUGCAUUUACAACCUUAUUUGAAGCGGGGGCUUUGUUCUUCUUGAUAAGAAUGUUUGGUAACUAUUGAUUUCUGGAAACCAUGUUUUAUUGCUGUAAUCUUGAUUUUGUUAUGCUGUUUUGCUUUAAUAAAUCACUGUACGGACAGAA